Messenger RNA from Equus caballus (horse), 3309 nucleotides. It is a transcript of the gene SUCNR1, whose product is annotated as succinate receptor 1. The record is from RefSeq and is a predicted model, not a curated record. Gene Ontology annotation, cellular component: plasma membrane. Lineage: Eukaryota; Metazoa; Chordata; Mammalia; Perissodactyla; Equidae. Gene Ontology annotation, biological process: G protein-coupled receptor signaling pathway. Gene Ontology annotation, molecular function: G protein-coupled receptor activity.
UAGUGAAUAAAAUAACUUCGACAGUUGUCUUUUCAAAAUCUAUUUGUGAAAGGAGCAAUUUGCUUUGUGUCUCAGCUCCACAGGAAGUUCACUUGGAGGUUUGACGGAACUAAUUAUUUCUGAACUUUUGAAUUAUUAAUAUUGGCUCCGGAUAUGCAAAUCAGACUGUGCUAACUUCGUCCAGCAGCACCGCACUGAGUCAGAAGCUCUGCCAAGCUGCUGGCAAAGAAGUUCUGCCAAGCUGCUGGCAAAGAAUUUCUGCCAAGGGAUCGGGCCCUUCCACAGAAUGGCACUGAAUACAACUUGCACGAACUGGCUGGCUGCAGAGGCUGCCCUGGAGAAGUACUACCUUCCCAUUUUUUACGGGGUUGAGUUCAUUGUGGGGCUCCUCGGGAAUACUACUGUUGUUUUCGGCUACCUCUUCUGUCUGAAGAACUGGAACAGCAGUAACAUCUAUCUCUUUAACCUCUCCAUCUCUGACCUGGCUUUUUUGUGCACCCUUCCCAUGCUGAUGAGAAGUUACGCCCACGGGAAAUGGAUGUACGCGGACGUGCUCUGCGUGAUCAACCGGUAUGUGCUUUACGCCAACCUCUAUUCCAGCAUUCUGUUCCUCACGUUCAUCAGCAUCGAUCGGUACCUGCUCAUGAAGUAUCCCUUCCGGGAACACUUUCUGCAAAAGAAAGAGUUUGCUGUCUUAACCUCUUUGGCCAUCUGGAUUUUGGUAACCUUAGAGCUAUUGCCUAUGCUUUCUCUGAUAAACCCUGUCACAGAUGACAACGACACCAAGUGCAAUGAUUAUGCAAGUUCUGGGAACCCCAGAGACAACCUCAAUUACAGCCUGUGUCUAACCUUCUUAGGGUUCCUCAUCCCCCUUUUAGUGAUGUGCUUCUUCUAUUUCAAGAUUGCUCUUUUCCUGAAGCAGAGGAGCAGGCAGGUGGCGACUUCUUUGCCCUUAGAGAAGCCUCUCCACCUCAUCAUCAUGGCAGUUGUGAUCUUCUCUGUGCUCUUCACGCCCUACCACAUCAUGCGGAACGUGAGGAUCGCUUCCCGCCUGGGGAACUGGACGCAGCACCAGUGCACCCAGGCCAUCAUCAGCACCUUCUACAUUGUGACCCGGCCUGUGGCCUUUCUGAACAGUGUAAUCAACCCUGUCUUCUAUUUCCUCAUGGGAGAUCACUUCAGGGAGAUGCUGAUGAGUAAACUGAGGCACCUCUUCAAAUCCCUUACAUCCUUUAGAAGAUGAGCUAACAGGCUGAUGUUUUCAUUCAGGGAAACGGGAGGUGCUCGUGUAACAGAGUGUUAUACACAUGCAGCUAUAAGCCAGCUAGAAUUUGAUUCAACGCAUAGACAUAAACCAGAGAGGGCCACUUCAUUGCUCCUGUUUUAAAGACAUGUUGUACCCAGCGUAUGUGAAAAGAAGAGGAUGGGAAGUCUUCACUGGUUUCUUCACCUAAGAUUUGAAAGGAGUUGGACUAGCACUGUCUAACGUUUGAGCAUUUAAGUCCAAAAUCUUAGGUGUUGUAAGGACAUGGUCAAUCGGUGUAAAAGGACUGGAAGAUUAAUAAAACAGAAAGUUGUCUGCAUUUAAUCCAGAUUGUAAAAAAAAUUGCAUUGGCAACAUUCUGUAUGUUGUUCUUAUGCAUACGAUCCUGUAAGUUUACGUGAGAACUGAGUAACAGAAGAUUAACAUGCAUGAUUAAAUGUUGUUGUUAGCAGCUGUGCUCUUGAGCAAGUUUAAAGCAAACGGUAACAGCAACAAGCAAGAAAGAAUAUAAUGAGUUCAAGGAUGCUUGUAAGAUAUUUCUUUAUAUUGAUCAUGAAUUCGGGUCCAGUUUUAAUUAUAAGUCCUUUUUUUGUUUUUAGUGCAAAGAAUCAUGUCAAAUAGACCCUAAAGAGAGAAUUCAACAGAGAGGCAUGUCUGAGCUUGGCUCUGAGGGGUUUAAGUGUAAAGGAUUUUAUGAAAAUACUAGACAGAGAUACGAAGGAGAGUUACAAAACCCUCAGAGUUACAGAACACAAAGUGUCUAUGAGGAAGCCCAAAGCAAGACAAAACAAAGCAAAACAAAAUGAGUAUGUUGUUUUUAUGAUGAUUGUACCAUCUAGCGCUUUAUUAUCACAAUUUUAUUUUUGGUGCAUGGAAAUAUAUUAAGUUCCUUGGCCUUCCUGCUCUUGACUACAUAGUAAACUUUAAAAUAUAUAAAUAUCAUCGAAACAGCAAACAAAAGGAAAUGAAAUGUAAUAGCAAAAUUUGUUGGGUUGAUUUUCCCUUUUGGAAGGAAGUCACACACAGUUUCUCCCCCAUACACAGUUUUUCUAGUGAGCAAUAGAUACUUUACAAGGACAAAUUUGUCUUAGAGAGAGUGACUCGCAUCUGGAGUGAAGCUCGUUUUCAUUGAACACUAUAUAUGACCAUUGAAGGAAAUGUUCUAAACAAGAUGCACUUCAUGAAACUGUGGAACACAAGGAAUAUUUAUGUGCAUAUAAAUGUAGAUUAUCAGAGGAGGGUUAGUUAGACACCAUUCUAUGCCACAAACCAAACUAAGGAAAACAAAAACCAAGUGCAGCAUUAGCUUUUUAACGUCAAAUGACUAUCAUAUAAUAAUUCACUUACUAUAUGCAAUAAAAUGGGUCUGUGGCCACUUGUCUACGCUCCUUUUCUUGAGGUCAUUAUCUGUAACAUGAAAGAUAAAACAAACAUGCGCAAAGACAUGGAAGUCCAUUGUCCUUCCCGUCUGAGAUAAUAUUCCUGUUCUGGUGAUAUCAUAUUCUGAUAUUGCCAAAACUCAAAAUAUUCCCAGUUAAUGCUUCUACAGUGCGAGCAACUGAAAUAUUGUAAAAACACAUUAUUCACAAAGGACUUAUUUUCUUGCCAGCAUUAGGCUUUAAGAUAUUUUUUUCAUGCCUUGUCUUUAUAAUCAAUAUUUUAAAAAUCUCAAUGUAAUUUUAUAACUGCCUGAUAAUAAACUGAAAACAGAAUCUCCUGAAUUUCCUCCUCAGAAAAGGCCCCCAAAGGGCCUUAGGAAAGGAGUAUUUGAUUGUUUCUGCAAACUUAUCAACAUACAAUUUAAGGAGUGGCAGUGGUGGACUCUUUCUAAUAGCAUGGUGAAACAUUUUGUAAAACCAUAUACUCUUACAUAGACCCUGUAACCAAAAUCUUAAAUAAUUUCAUAGCACAUUUCUUAGUUCUUUUCUUGCUCUAAUCUGUCAUGUGGUAACUUAAUCCUUAACAGACCUGUACUAAAAUUAUAAGAGCCAUUUCAUCUGCUUUUUAGAUGGCUAAGAAUCACGGACAAUAAAUAAUGGAAAUCC